Messenger RNA from Fusarium proliferatum ET1, 1224 nucleotides. RefSeq lists its product as uncharacterized. Lineage: Eukaryota; Fungi; Ascomycota; Sordariomycetes; Hypocreales; Nectriaceae. The coding region runs from base 1 to 1224 and encodes 407 amino acids. The record is from RefSeq and is a predicted model, not a curated record. The transcript has 3 exons.
AUGCACUUUAUCGUUCAAGAAGUCAGCAAUAUGAUCGAACACGAGUUCAGAUACUUUGCUUUAAGCGGUGAUAUCCCGGUUGGUGGACCAACCACUUGGCACAUUGUCGAUUGGGAUCAGAGACGGGUCGUUUCAGUAGCUAUGGAUGGGGAGCAAGACGACGAGAGUCUGGCAAUAGAACAUUUCAGCCGCCAUAGCGACCAGCUGUCUCCCGCCAUUUACAGAAUACAUUUAUCUCAUAACGGUGAGGUUAUCUCGACAUCUACCGACCCCAAAAACGACACGGCCUGCUGUGUACAUUACCCGUCUCUUCACGAUGCCUGUCUCCCAGAAGGAAUCCGGACUAUUCGGCGGGACAAGUUUGAGGAACUAGAGAGGCUUGGUCCUGACGCGGACCUUGUUGCGUACUCGUCAUGCAUAGAAGGACCUGCUAAAAAGGUCGUCUUUAAGUACUACUUCUUGUGGCAGUAUGCGCAAAUAUCCUGGAAGGAGAUGAAUCUAUGGCUGCGUCUCCCACGCCACCCAAAUAUUGUCCCCUUUGACCGAGUGGUCGUCGACGAGCUUGAGGGUCGCGUGGUCGGGUUCACUAGCAACUACGUCCCUGGCCGCAAUCUAGAGCAGAACAAAUCACGCGUUUUUAAACUCAAGUGGCUACAACAACUCAUUAAGGUCGUAGAUGACUUGAACCUUGACCGAAAGACUCUCAUGCUCUUUGAUUUCAACUUCGCAGCGCGCAUCAACUGCCCCUUACCUGGCGAGGGUGAGAGCUACGUCAAGGACCGAAACGAUGUCAAAGGUGUUAUAUUCACCACCUAUGAGAUUAUUACUCAGGAUGAUAGUCUCAGGAGUAUACCUCACGAAGAUCAGAAGCUCGAAAACCUUAGUUCAGAGUGGAAGAAGCAUCCGGAGGUAAAGCUAGACCAUCCAGUCGAAUCAUAUCAACUCAUUUUGAAGGAAUGGCGGGAACGACGGGAAGCAGGCUCUCAUUCAGGCAACGUUCCAAGGCCUAUUGAGUGGCCGGCAAUGCCCAAGCCACCGCAGAAGACCAUUUUCUUAAAAACUGUGCAAGGGCAGACAACCUCCGUCACAGCGGACAGUUGGUAUGAGAAGCGGCAGGAUAUCCGGGAUAGAGGCGGUAAGGUCCUUAACUGGGAACGACCACCGCAGCGGCUGAUGGACAACGGCAUCCGGGUGCUCUCUACCGGCGAGAUAAUCAGCUGCUAA